UUACUUCCUCUUUCCAAGGUGAUAUGUUCAUUAAGCACCUGUUGUGUGCCACCGUGCCUGCCCUGCGACCGGGAGGACUAUGUCCCUGACCUCUUGAAGCUGCGGUCUUGUCUGGAGGACAGAGAGGCAGGCAGGCAGGUGAUGGCAGCACACUUUGUGGGAAGAGGCAGAGUAGAAAGUAGUUUCAGUAAAUAAAUUAAUGGAGAUAAACGUGUAUUCUCUCAGGCCAACAGUGCAGCAUCUCCCCAUUCGCAGACACACGGGGACAGGUAAACAUUUAACCAAAUGCAGGGCUGGACACUGACAAGGACCAGGCCCUGGCCAUAUUCCACGUGGGGUGUCUGGGCUGCCCCAGCCACUCUCCGCACCCCUGGCUAUCCCACCACAGCCCUUUGUCCCUGUGCCAUGGAUCAGCAGGACACCCAGGCCCACUGCAGGCCAGCUGGUACUAACCUUACAGACUGGGCUCUACUUUUGAGAGGCAUCUGCUCCAGAUGCCAGGAGUCCUCCCCUCGCCCGACCCAUUAUCUCCUCUGGAUCAACUGCAGUGCCUUCAGAUGCCCCGGAUCUGCCCUUUCAAGGCCAGCAUCACUGUGCCACGCCAGUCCCAGGGCACCUGAGCUGGGUCAGGGGCACUGUAUCUCUCCCGUUAGAAAAGCCCCCCACCCCUGUGGGGGCACCUGGCUGGCUUCCUGGGUAGACCAUGUAACUCUUGAUCUCAGGGUCAUGAGUUCAAGUCUCAUGUUGGGCAUGGAGCCUACUUUUAAAAAAAGGAAAGAGAAAGAAAAGCCCUCCCCUGCAAAACAGAUAUGCUGCCUGCUGUGUUACUGACAGGAGUAUAAAACUCCCACAGUGGGGAAUUUUGUGAUAUCCACCAAAUUGCCUGUAUGGUUGCUUCUUGACCCAGUAGUUCUAUUUCUGGGAAUCUACAUUUGUGCAAUGCUAUUGAAAGCACCAUUGUUUGCAAUGGAAGACUGGAAAGCCCCAGUGUUCAUCCAUAGGGGUGUAAUUAGAUGAACGUCGGUACAUCGACAUAAUGGAAUCGAAUACAGGCCUUUAAAAAAUGGGCAAGUUUCCUAGGUCCUAGAUGUUGCAUGGUAUGCAGAAUAUGUUUUUUUUAUUUUUUUUAAGUUUUAUUUAUUUUAUUUAUUUUAGACAUAGAGAGAGAGAGAGAGAGAGAGGCAGAGACACGGAGGAGAGAGAAGCAGGCUCCAUGCAGGGAGUCUGACGUGGGACUCCAGGAUUGCUCCCUGGGCCAAAGGGAGGCACUAAGCCGCUGAGCCACCCAGGGAUCCCCCAGAAUAUGUUUCUAAGUGAAAAAAAGAUGUGAAAUUACAGGGCAUCCAUGUUCCCUAGGAGGGUGGCAGGUGGGCAUCUGGGUCAUGCCCAGGAGGGUGGCCGGGGAUCCCCCAACCCCGGUAGCUGAGGCCAGCCUCUUAGACAGCCUCGGGGGGGGGGGGAGGUGGGAGAGGCUCACUGGAGACAGACCACCCGCAGGCAUAGGACGUGCAGAAGCCCUAGUCAUCCAGCGUGGCCUUCAGGGGCUCGAAAAGAGGAGUCUGCCGACACCCAACUUCCCAUGGCUUUCCAGCUUGGGCAAGAGCCAGCGCCUCUCUAAAGGAACAGAUCAUCUGGGCCCUGAGCCGCAGGCCUCAGCCAUGAAGCCCCAUCCUAGGCCAGAGGAGGCCCGGAGGCCAGCCUCGGACAUCCGUGUGUUCGCCAGCAGCUGCACGUUGCACGGGCUGGGCCACAUCUUUGGCCCUGGGGGCUUGACGCCUCGCCGAGGGUUGUGGGCUGCAGCCGUGCUCCUGUCACUAGCCACCUUCCUCUACCAGGUGGCCGAGCGGGUGCGCUACUACGGGGAGUUCCACCACGAGACGGCCCUGGACGAGCACGAAAGCCACCUGCUCACCUUCCCUGCCAUCACCCUGUGCAACAUCAACCCGCUGCGCCGCUCCCGCCUCACACCCAACGACCUGCACUGGGCCGGACCUGCGCUCCUGGGCGUGGAGCCUGCCGAGCACUCCGCCUUCCUGCGUGCCCUGGGCCGGUCCCCUGCGCCGCCCGGCUUCAUGCCCAGUCCCACCUUUGACAUGGCGCGACUGUACGCCAGGGCCGGGCACAGCCUGGAGGACAUGCUGCUGGACUGUCGCUACCGAGGCUGGCCGUGCGGGCCCGAGAACUUCACCGUGAUCUUCACCCGGAUGGGUCAGUGCUACACCUUUAACUCUGGCGCAGAUGGGGCCGAGCUUCUCACUACUCCCAAGGGCGGCAUGGGCAAUGGGCUGGAGAUCAUGCUGGAUGUGCAGCAGGAUGAGUAUCUGCCUGUGUGGAGGGACAUGGAGGAGACCCCGUUCGAGGUGGGGGUCCGAGUGCAGAUCCACAGUCAGGAGGAGCCGCCCACCAUCGACCAGCUGGGCUUCGGGGCAGCCCCUGGCUACCAGACCUUCGUGUCCUGCCAGCAGCAGCGACUGAGCUUCCUGCCACCGCCUUGGGGCGACUGCAGCUCCGCUUCUGUGGACCCCGAUUUUGAGCCCGAACCUUCUGGUCCCCUGGGGGCCCCCAGCCCCAGCCCAGGUCCCCACCCGCCCUAUAGUCUAAUGGGGUGUCGCUUGGCCUGUGAGACGCGCUAUGUGGCUCGGAAAUGUGGCUGCCGAAUGAUGCAUAUGCCUGGCGGCGCGCCCGUGUGCAGCCCGCAGCAGUACAAGGACUGCGCCAACCCGGCGCUCGACGCCAUGCUGCGGAAGGACGCGUGCACCUGCCCCAACCCGUGCGCCAGCACGCGCUACGCCAAGGAGCUCUCCAUGGUGCGGAUCCCGAGCCGCGCCGCCGCCCGCUACCUGGCCCGGAAACACAACCGCAGCGAGGCCUACAUCGCAGAGAACGUGCUGGUGCUGGACAUCUUCUUUGAGGCCCUCAACUAUGAGACCGUGGAGCAGAAAAAGGCCUAUGAAGUGUCAGAACUGCUUGGUGACAUUGGGGGCCAGAUGGGGCUGUUCAUCGGGGCCAGCCUGCUCACCAUCCUCGAGAUCCUGGACUACCUCUGUGAGGUGUUCCGAGACAGGGUCCUGGGAUACUUCCAGAACCGAAAGCACUCCCAAAGGCAUUCUAGCACCAAUCUGCUUCAGGAAGGGCUGGGCAGCCACCGAACCCCAGGUCCCCACCUCAGCCUGGGCCCCAGGCCUUCCACUCCUCCCUGUGCUGUUGCCAAGACUCUGUCUGCCUCCCACCGCACCUGCUACCUCGUCACCCGGCUCUAGACCUGGCGUCUGUGCCUUCAGGGCUGUACCCUGACAUCCUGGACAUGCCCCGCCUGCUUAUGUCUCUGCCAUCUUCACCCCAAAUA
This is a messenger RNA of Nyctereutes procyonoides (raccoon dog), 3346 nucleotides long. RefSeq names its product acid sensing ion channel subunit 3 (gene ASIC3). The transcript has 12 exons. Bases 1383 to 3260 code for a protein of 625 amino acids. NCBI's taxonomy places the organism in Eukaryota, Metazoa, Chordata, Mammalia, Carnivora, Canidae. Gene Ontology annotation, cellular component: membrane. Gene Ontology annotation, biological process: sodium ion transmembrane transport. The record is from RefSeq and is a predicted model, not a curated record.